AGAAAGACCUAUACGGUCAGAUUAGGGUUUUUAAAACAUAUUACGGGACUACCUUUAUUUGUCUAGAAGGAUCACACUUUUGCAUUUGUGAGAACUGCAUUGAUUGUGUUUUCAGCAGAUUACGUCAUGCCUAUGGCCAGUACCCGGAUGUAUGCAGCGUUUACGGUCCUGGCUACUGUCGUAUUUAUCCUUGUGACAUUAGAACUCCUUGGUCUAUCCUGGCUAAAUGUCGGAUUCCCCAAACCACUACCUAAACUUCGCUUACUUCAGAGUGUUAAAAUCCCUAACCAGAAGUCGACUAAAAUCCGUCAAAAUCUAUCAAUUCCAAAUAUCAUCAGGACUAAUCUUAGUCGAAAUGUAAAACCCAAAGGCCUAAGCGUUACAAAUAUUGAACCUUGCAACCAAGAGCAGGUCACGUGCCCAAACAAUACAAGCAUACGUGUCUUGAACAGAGGUAGUCUGUAUCACAAAGGAGACGUUCUUACCGUAAGGGUGGUGGCAAGAGACAGAGAAGGAAGGCCGAAAACGUACGGAGGAGACUUUUUCCGUGCCAGACUGGUCAGUAGUGACCGUUCGCUACAGGCCAGUAGUGCCGGCCACGUCACUGACCACUGUAACGGUACCUACACUGUGCAGUUCCCGCUCUACUGGGUAGGCGGCGUUUUGAUAAAGAUCCAACUCGUCCAUCCAAGCGAAGCAGUCAAGGUUCUACAAAGGGUGCGAAAAAUUCCAAACAAGAGAGUUUUCCAUUGCAGUUUUGUCGACGAGAACAUAAACGCUACCUACACCAAACAGUGCUUUAGUUCUGCCAACCCCAGCCUACCGCCCAACCAACAGUGCGAUUUCUCAAAGGGUGAGGUGAACGGAACCUGGGUUUGUGAGAGGCCGGAAAAACUUCCAUGUUCCGCCAUCUCCAAGUGCCGGUGGGCGCCGGGCAAUAGCAGAACAAAGACACCGAGUCUUGUGUCUAAUGAUGAAGAAAAGAAACUUUUCCAAAAACCAUAUCUUGAGGCGGAACUUGAAGUAGGGGUCAAGCAGCCCAUACGUGUCCUUGAGGCAGAACUUCCAUCGCAUGAACAACUUCCAUCGUGUACCUGGGACAAGUCAUCAGCUCUGGGAUAUUGGUCAGCCAAGGUCUGGAGAUCAUCAGUCUGCAAUGUCCGAGUUUUUGCCAAAGAAGACGUUCAGAGAUGCCUGGCUAACAAGACAUUGUACAUGCAAGGCGACUCCACCCUUAGACAAUGGAGCCAGCGUUUGCAAAAGGUAGUACCACUGUACUACAAUAAAACAACCAUGGAUUCAACAGCUCUCCUAGGUGGUGACAACAACCAGUGGAACAUCUCUGUUCGCUACCGGUUCCAUCACUUCCCCGUACAAGGGGGAGCUUGGAUUUACUUUAACGAUUUCAGUUACACUGCCGACGUACUGGACUCCAUUCGCGGAGGCCCGAACACGGUAGUGGUUCUCGGUCUGUGGGCUCACUUUACCGCCGAGCCGCUGGACAUGAUCCGGUCGCGAAUGUACGCCAUACGGGCCGCCAUACACCGUCUCAAGCGCAGGAGUCCCAACACGCAGGUUUUCGUGAGAACUGGGACAACGCGAGAACACACGAGAGGAAGGUUGGAGUACUAUGUGCUCGGGAGCGACUGGCUGGCUUACCAGAUCACGGAGGUGAUACGAGAGGUGUUCCGGGCGGAUCCAGACGUGGUCGUGUUGGAAACGUGGGACAUGAGCGUGUGUCAGCCGGGUAAAGACCGCGUUCACCCAGAUCAAACGAUGGUAGACAGUCAACUGAACAGACUGUUGUCUCAUAUCUGCCCGAUCUAGUCAGGUUCAACGGGAGAGAGAAAUGAUUUUAAAGGCAGUAAACUUCACGUAAUGCUACAUUAUAUACAUACAAAUACAGAGGUCACUAAUCAUACUAAGAUAUAUACACUAAAAUUAAAUUCAUGUACGUAUAUGGAAAUCGCAAAUUUAACGAAGUUAAAUGACAUAACAACUAACUACUCAAAGUAGUGCAAUAGUCCAUAUUGUUUUCGCGUUAGUUUGGUAUCAGAUUUGCAUGCUACUCUGUAUUUUAAAUGUACAGCUUUGCCGACAUGUCAGAAGCGUCACCUACAGAAACGAUUGCAUACUGCAGGAAGAAGAUAAUGAACCAUGUUGUUCAAUAAGUUAAUUAGAAAGAAACGGUUGUUGUUUCUGCACAGAGGUCAUUUCGGAAUGGCCAUAUUACUAUAUCCCUAUUACUAUUCUGCCAGGCGGGAAUCUGAGGUGAACUUCAAUUUCUUAUUCAGCGAUCAAUUGACUUUUGCUUUUAUCUCAGGUUUUGUAAACAAAAGCAGCAACCUUGUACUUCCACC
Molecule: messenger RNA, 2360 nt
Organism: Branchiostoma floridae (Florida lancelet)
Lineage: Eukaryota; Metazoa; Chordata; Leptocardii; Amphioxiformes; Branchiostomatidae
Product: NXPE family member 3-like
Exons: 6
Coding region: 127-1827 (566 amino acids)
Source: RefSeq, a predicted model, not a curated record